AGCUUCCGGGCUGGCAACACUGGCCCGGUGAUGCUCAGAUUUACUAUUUUACUCAAUUUUAGUUUCGUUUUAUCACAUUCAUUUUUGUUAAAUUUUUAACCGAAUACACAACGUUGAUAGAUUACAUCACUACAAUGCCAGAUGUUUGGUUACAAGGAUAAGUUGUCGAGCCAUCCCGCAACGAUUCUCAGGCGUAGCGGUUGAGAAAAGAGGACUGAUUGACUUGCUGCACAAAACCUCCGCCUGCAACCCCUCACCCACUGCAGCAAGUCAAAAUACAUUUCCUCCAGUCUUUCCACUCACAAAGCAGUGAUCCUUCAUCCACAGCUUUAGCCUGACUCCAUCCUCAAAUAUGAAGCUGAAAGAGGACAUGAACCCCCUGCUGCUGCAGGUUUUCCGCUCUGUGGUCUGGGUCUACUCCGUCAUCACCUUCAUACCCUGGUACUUCUUCUCCGGGGCUGGCACCAACUUGGAACGGGCUCGUCGGAUCAAGGCGCGUUCGGUUAGCAGACACCCAGCUGGACCUUACAGAGCCCUAAACAGCCAGGAGAAGCUGGUGGCAUGGCUGCACCCUGGGGUGGACACUCUGGACAAAAUGUUUGAAUACGCUGCUAAGAAGUUUCCUCAUCGAGACUGCCUCGGCACAAGGGAGGUUCUCAGUGAAGAGGAUGAGGUUCAGCCCAAUGGCAAGGUUUUCAAGAAGGUAAUUUUGGGAAAAUAUAACUGGCUGACAUACGAGGAAGCCUACCUGGCAGCGAAGUGUUUUGGCAGCGGUCUUGCAGCUCUUGGCCAGAAUCCUCAAUGUAACAUUGCCAUCUUCUGUGAGACCAGAGCAGAGUGGAUUGUAGCAGCGCAGGCCUGUUUCAUGUACAAUUUUCCGCUUGUGACUCUUUACGCAACUCUUGGACCUACGGCUAUUGCCCACGGCCUGAAUGAGACUGAAGUCACUCAUAUCAUCACAAGCAAAGACCUUCUUCAGAGCCGUCUCAAGGCCAUACUGUGUGACGUGCCCAGGCUCCGGUACAUCAUUGUAGUCGACAGCAAACCCACUAGCUGGCCUGACAUCCCCAGGGGCAUCAUGGUCUACAACAUGGACACCGUGAAGGAGAUGGGAUCUAAGCCUGAUAACAUAUCGGUAGACCGCAGACAUCCAGUGCCCUCAGACAUCGCUGUCAUCAUGUACACCAGCGGCUCCACAGGCAUCCCCAAGGGUGUCAUGAUCUCCCACGGCAACAUCAUUGCUGGCAUCACUGGCAUGGCUGAACGAAUUCCUAACCUCAAUGAAACCGACACCUACAUUGGCUAUCUGCCUUUAGCCCACGUUUUGGAGCUCAGUGCUGAACUGGUGUGCAUCUCUCAUGGCUGUCGCAUUGGCUAUUCAUCCCCUCAGACUCUCGCUGACCAGUCUACCAAGAUAAAGAAGGGCAGCAAAGGUGACACAAGUGUGCUGAGACCUACUCUAAUGGCUGCUGUACCAGAGAUCAUGGAUCGUAUUUAUAAGAAUGUCAUGACCAAAGUGGAGGAGAUGAGCAAGUUACAGAAGACACUCUUUGUACUGGCAUAUAAUUACAAGAUGGAGCAGAUUUCCAAGGGCUACAGUACGCCUCUCUGCGACAGUCUGGUCUUCAAACGGGUCCGUUCGCUGCUCGGUGGACACACACGGGUAUUACUUUCUGGCGGAGCUCCACUCUCAGCUGCUACACAGCGUUUCAUGAACAUCUGUCUGUGCUGUCCUGUGGGGCAGGGCUAUGGCUUGACAGAGACCUGUGGAGCUGGCACCAUCAGUGAAGUCUGGGAUUAUAGCACAGGACGUGUCGGUGCCCCACUUGUUUGUUCAGAGAUCACACUCAAGGACUGGGAGGAGGGCGGUUACUACAGCACAGACAAGCCAAACCCACGAGGGGAAAUUUUGAUCGGCGGACCCAACGUAACAAUGGGUUACUACAAAAAUGAAGCCAAGAACCGUGAGGACUUUUUUGUGGAUGACAACGGUCAGAGAUGGUUCUGCACUGGAGACAUCGGAGAGUUCCACUCGGACGGAUGCCUCAAGAUCAUCGACCGCAAGAAGGACCUUGUGAAACUGCAGGCUGGCGAAUACGUGUCCCUGGGAAAAGUUGAGGCUGUUCUGAAGAAUUGUCCUUUCAUUGACAACAUCUGUGCCUACGCCAACAGUGACCAGUCGUAUGUGAUUAGCUUUGUGGUGCCAAACCACAAGCAGCUAAUGGCGCUGGCGGAGCAAAUGCAAGUGAUGGGCACAUGGGAGGAGAUCUGUAACAACUCCCAAAUAGAGAAAGAGGUCCUUCGCAUAAUUACUGAGGCUGCUAUUUCAGCAAAACUGGAACGAUUUGAGAUCCCAAAGAAGAUCCGGUUGAGCGCCGAGCCCUGGACACCUGAGACUGGUUUAGUCACAGACGCAUUCAAACUAAAACGCAAGGAGCUCAAAACACACUACCAGGAGGACAUUGAGAGGAUGUACGGCGGAAAAUAACAGACACACUCCAAAAAAACCCAACAUAAACACACACACACAUAUAUAUAAAUAUAUAUAUAAUAUACUUGCACACAUACAUAAGGAGCUCAGAAGCCACUACCUGGACUACUUGGAGACUUGUAAUUUAGAUACAGGUAUUACACACAUACACAUUUGCACACACACACACACACACAAAACCACCCAAGCAUCUCCUCCUCGGCUUCCUGCGACCAGCUUCGAUCAAAGGAGGGGAAAACUUGAAUCCAGCUUAAUGCUCUCUGUCAAGACCAAAAGGCAGAAGGUCCCUUACAGACAAGUGAACCAGCCAAACAGGCAUGGCGCAAUGCACCCAGCUCUUUUGAUGGAUUUAGCCCAUUGGGUUGUCAUGACAACCAAGGCGGCACAUGAAGUCGGACGGCCGCGCUGACUUGAAGUGAAGUAAAUGUCAGGCUAGACGUAUCUGGAUCAAUGUCCGCACACCCUUCUCUGUUGCUUUCCUCCCUCACUUCUCUCUGGAUGGUCUGGGACUUGUGGUGCAGAUUUCUGGCAGGGAAACGGGGUAGCAUCGCCCGGGGUCUGAUACAGAGAUCCCUCCUGGGCUUUAAGUAACAUUCAGGUUGGAAACUAUGCAGGGAUCUCCUAUCUUUUUAUUUUAUUACUCCUUUUUUUGUAUUUGUUGCUAUGUUUCUUUUAAUGUUCAAUUUGUUGGCUCGCAUUUGCAUAUUUUUUUGUGAGGAAUCAGUUUUGCAAAGAAAAGAUUGAGUAUGAAAUAACUUUUCUUACGGUUUAUGGUUGUUACUCCAAGGGUUUUUAUUUCUGUAUGUUUUAUAUUACCAUUUUAUUAAUGCUAAUUGUACUUUGAUGAGCUUUGUUUACAAGCUUUGUUUUCCUAUUGUUUUGCCUCUGUGUCUGUUUUAUUAUUUGGGUAUGUGCUUCAUGACUUGACUCAAAGUGUUUUCAGUCCCUGCUGCUCUCAGGCCUCGCAGUAGGGUCAAACAGAAAUACAUCAUGCAUCCAUAUUUUUUUUUUUUUUUUUAAAUCUCUGCUCAAUCCUCUGAGCUCUCACAGGCCAUUUGGUUUUGGUUAACUGACAUUACCCUGCCACAUCUGCCGCAGACCCCUCCUCUUCCUCCUCCUCCAAUCUUGACCAAUGCACCAUCAGGAUUUCUCCAAGGGAACUUAGCUUAGCGUAGAGACAGAUAGUUAGCGUUCCUCUCAUUCCCUGUUACUUUGGGUGCAACUGUACAUGUUCUCCUUUUUCCUAUAGCUUCUAGUUACGUUUGUCUUUUCUACUUACAAACAUGAAAUACGAAAUGAAUGUGCAAUAUUUAUACACAAAUUUUAAUCUACAGUAUGUAGGAAGGAAAACACCCCUCCUUAGUGUAUGAAUGUUUAUAGGCCUGAUUAGUGAAGGCUUAUAUUAAUAUAAACACAAUGCAUAUAGGAAUAGAGGAUGGUAGAGACACACUGAUAGGGAAGUGUAGGUGUAGCCCGUAUGAACGUACUGUGCUAAAACUCAUGACUGUAAAAUAACGACUGAUAUUUGGCUUUGUAGAAAUCGCAUGAUGGAAAGUGUGCAACUGUACCAAAGUGCUUGAAUAUAUAUAUAUAUAUUUGAGAGAGAAAGACUGAUGUGAAAUCACACUCCGGUUAAACAACGGAAGAAAUUUCUUACGAAUACACUCCGUAUGUAAUUAUGAAUUUAUAGCAUAAGCUCAUUUAGGAACAAUGUUUUUCACUGAGUGCAGAUAAUGUUUCUCUAUCUCCAGAUUGGUUCAUGUGUGAUACUGUAUGUGCAAUGUAUAUUAUAUUAAAAAAAAAAGGUCAGUUUUUUGGAUUUUGUUAACUGCCAUAUAUUUAAACCAUAUAAAACAUACACAUUUAUUUCUUUAGGGUGGUGUAGGUAAUCUCUGAGCGGCAUCAGUACUUUUGACUCCUGUUUUGAGCCUGAGCUGCUACAGUCUUUCUUGUCUUUAGUUGCAUGGACAGAAGAUUAAGAAGUAUUUGCCAGCCAGCCACAGUGAUGACAUAACUGUCACAGCCGCCCUCUUUGAAUGCAAAUCCAGCUUUGCUUAUACUGAAGAUAUACAUUACUAAAGGUACAGUCCGGUACUCUAUCUACUUCUCUUAUCAGAUGUCUACUAGUUCAAUGCAGAAGGGUUAUUUUAGCAUGUAAAAACUAUGACAAUACUCUCAUACCAGUGGGAACCCCUCCUUCCUCCUGUGUUUUUAUAACAUUUCUCUACUCUGAUAUUUCAGUGACAAGGCGUUAGCUUACUGUGCUGUUUGCUGCUUUUGCUCUGCCUGGCAAGAGGCGGCUAGUUGCCUUCUGACACACAUGAGCUGUCUUCAGGGGUCUUAAGAAUGUGAAGUGCUCCCCGUGUUUUGUUGAUAGCGCACAUGCCGUGUGUCCUACUGACAACAUCCUUUUCACUAAUAAUGGCAAGGUGAAGACGGUGGGUGGUGCGAAGAUGAAUUUCACCACUUGUUUUUACUUAUUGUAAAUAGGUUGAGUUGGGAGGGAUUGAUCAAAGUUCAUUUUAAAACUACCAAUAAUUGUACAGGUGUAAAGCCUCCUGUUAACAUAUUGAAUAAUACUCUUUGUUACUGAUCAGUUUUUGGGGUUUGCUCUUGUUUUUGUGUAGUUAAAUGGCCCUUUAAGCUGGGCUAUUGAAAGUGUCUCCUUCCUUAUUUAUUUGUGAUUUGGCCUUGAAAAUUAUGUAAUAAAAUAAAAGUUUGUGUUGUAAA
Sphaeramia orbicularis (orbiculate cardinalfish) is the source of this 5221-nucleotide messenger RNA. RefSeq names its product long-chain-fatty-acid--CoA ligase 3-like. The transcript is spliced from 15 exons. NCBI's taxonomy places the organism in Eukaryota, Metazoa, Chordata, Actinopteri, Kurtiformes, Apogonidae. Gene Ontology annotation, cellular component: lipid droplet; endoplasmic reticulum; plasma membrane. Gene Ontology annotation, biological process: neuron differentiation; long-chain fatty-acyl-CoA metabolic process; long-chain fatty acid metabolic process. Gene Ontology annotation, molecular function: long-chain fatty acid-CoA ligase activity. Bases 353 to 2488 code for a protein of 711 amino acids. The record is from RefSeq and is a predicted model, not a curated record.